Messenger RNA from Aspergillus nomiae NRRL 13137, 720 nucleotides. Its product is annotated as carbonic anhydrase. The transcript is spliced from 2 exons. The record is from RefSeq and is a predicted model, not a curated record. Lineage: Eukaryota; Fungi; Ascomycota; Eurotiomycetes; Eurotiales; Aspergillaceae. Gene Ontology annotation, molecular function: zinc ion binding; carbonate dehydratase activity. Gene Ontology annotation, cellular component: cytoplasm. Gene Ontology annotation, biological process: cellular response to carbon dioxide; cellular response to oxidative stress; carbon utilization. The annotation marks the transcript as partial.
CGACUGCCAAUAUUCCAACAUCCACAUAAUAUUGGAGCCAUGGCAUCACCUAAAGAUGAUAUCAGUCAGUACCUUCACCAGUCGCACGAGCGCAUCUUCCAGAAUAAUCGGAGCUGGGUCUCUUCCAAGAAAAAGGAAGAUCCCGCGUUCUUCGAGAAGCUCGCAGCCGGUCAAACCCCCGAAUAUCUAUACGUAGGAUGCAGUGACAGUCGAGUCCCCGCCAACGAGAUCAUGGGUCUCGAAGCAGGCGAGGUCUUUGUCCACCGGAACAUCGCGAACUUGGUCCCCAACACUGACCUCAACGUGAUGUCGGUGAUCAAUUACGCGGUGCGACACCUCGGCGUCAAGCACAUCGUGGUGUGUGGCCACUACAACUGCGGAGGGGUUAAGGCGGCAUUGACCCCAUCUGACUUGGGGUUACUUAAUCCGUGGCUGCGAAAUAUUCGCGACGUCUACCGCCUACACGAAGCUGAACUUGACGGCAUCCAGGAUGAGCAUGCAAGAUACAAUCGCCUCGUUGAGCUCAACGUGAUAGAGUCGUGCAGAAAUAUUGUUAAAACCGCUGCGGUUCAACAGAGCUACCAAGAACACGGGUAUCCUGUGGUUCAUGGAUGGGUGUUUGACAUACGUGAUGGGCUACUUCGAGAUCUUGAUGUUGACUUCAAGAGCAUGCUACAGGGCAUUAAGAAGAUCUAUAGUCUUGGAGGAUCGUCCGAAUAA